AUGUCUGAUAAGUCUUACGCAGUAGGCAUUGAUUUGGGUACGACCUACUCCUGUGUGGCCGUGGUGCGACCUGAGGGUGUCGAAAUUAUUGCAAACGAUCAGGGUAACAGAACUACCCCUUCUUACGUGGCCUUUACUGACUCGGAGCGUUUGAUUGGUGACGCGGCGAAGAACCAAGUGGCGAAGAACCCGGCGAACACUGUGUUUGACGCUAAGCGUUUGAUUGGUCGGAAGUUCCAAGAUGAUGCUGUACAGUCUGACAUGAAGCACUGGCCUUUCAAGGUGAAGCCUGACCCUACUGGCAAGCCUGUGAUUGAGGUGCAGUAUCAGGGAGCGACGAAGACGUUCCACGCCGAGGAGAUUUCGGCCAUGGUGUUGAUUAAGAUGAAGGAGACCGCUGAGGCUUACCUCGGAACGAAGGUGACGCAGGCUGUCAUUACCGUCCCUGCGUACUUCAACGAUUCUCAGCGCCAGGCAACCAAGGAUGCCGGCGCCAUUGCUGGUCUCCAGGUGCUCCGCAUCAUCAACGAGCCGACUGCUGCAGCUAUCGCAUACGGCUUGGACAAGAAGGCCGACGCGGGCGAGAAGAAUGUGCUCAUCUUCGACCUCGGUGGCGGCACCUUCGAUGUCUCUCUCCUCACCAUUGAGGAAGGCAUCUUCGAAGUCAAGGCCACGGCUGGUGACACGCACUUGGGCGGUGAGGAUUUCGACAACCGCCUUGUCGAGUACUGUUGCCAGGACUUCAAGCGCAGACACAAGAGCGACCUGAACAGCUCCGCCCGUGCACUGCGACGCCUCCGUACCGCCUGCGAGCGCGCCAAGAGAACUCUCAGUUCCGCCACCCAGGCCUCCAUUGAAAUCGAUUCGCUCUUCGAGGGUAUCGACUACUCAACAAACGUCACCCGUGCUCGGUUCGAAGACCUGAACAUGGACUACUUCAAGAAGUGCAUGGAACCCGUCGACAAGGUCCUUCAGGACGCCAAGUGCGACAAACGCUCGGUGCACGAAAUUGUCUUGGUUGGUGGUUCCACCCGAAUCCCCAAGGUCCAGCAAAUCAUUACCGAGUACUUCGGCGGCAAGGAGCCCUGCCGCUCCAUCAACCCCGACGAGGCUGUGGCUUACGGUGCCGCUGUGCAGGCUGGUAUCCUUACUGACUCGACUAACGAGAAGAUCCAGGACAUCCUUCUGCUGGAUGUCACGCCUUUGUCGCUCGGUCUGGAAACGGCCGGCGGUGUGUUCACACGUCUCAUUGACAGGAACACUACCAUCCCGACCAAGAAGACGCAAACCUUCACCACCUAUGCCGACAACCAGCCCGGUGUCCUAAUCCAGGUCUUUGAAGGCGAACGCCAGCUCACUGUGCACAACAACCUCCUGGGCAAGUUCCACCUCGAUGGCAUCCCCCCCGCUCCCCGCGGCGUGCCUCAAAUCGAAGUCACUUUCGAUGUGGACGCCAACGGCAUCCUGAACGUGUCCGCCGUCGAAAAGGCCACGGGCAAGAGCAACAAGAUCACCAUCACCAACGAGAAGGGCAGACUUUCUCAGUCCGACAUCGACAAAAUGGUCCAGGAAGCCGAGAAGUUCAAGGCUGAGGAUGAGCUCCAGAAGAAGCGCAUCGACGCUAAGAACGGUCUCGAGAACUACUGCUACACCAUGCGCAACACCAUGCAGGACGAGAACAUCAAGUCCAAAAUCGACGAAGCCGACCGCAAUACCGUCGACACCAAGCUCAACGAAAUCAUCCAGUGGCUCGACCACAACCAGGACGCUAACACCGUUGACUUCGAAAACAAACAGAAGGAAAUCGAAGCCGUCUGCAACCCCGUCAUGAUGAAGGCCUACGGUGGCGCCGGUGGCAUGCCCGACAUGUCUGGUAUGCCCGGCGGCCCUGGCGGCCCCGGCGGCCCUGGCGCCGCCCCCGGCGGACCCACUGUCGAGGAGGUUGACUAA
This is a messenger RNA of Gregarina niphandrodes, 1950 nucleotides long. RefSeq names its product heat shock protein 70. The record is from RefSeq and is a predicted model, not a curated record. NCBI's taxonomy places the organism in Eukaryota, Apicomplexa, Conoidasida, Eugregarinorida, Gregarinidae. Gene Ontology annotation, biological process: protein refolding; cellular response to unfolded protein. The transcript has a single exon. Gene Ontology annotation, cellular component: cytoplasm. The coding region runs from base 1 to 1950 and encodes 649 amino acids. Gene Ontology annotation, molecular function: ATP binding; misfolded protein binding; ATP-dependent protein folding chaperone.